This is a messenger RNA of Closterium sp. NIES-67, 959 nucleotides long. The record is from the annotation of a GenBank genome assembly. NCBI's taxonomy places the organism in Eukaryota, Viridiplantae, Streptophyta, Zygnematophyceae, Desmidiales, Closteriaceae.
AUAAGCUCCCGACAGUAAGUGUGUCUCGCGUUUGCGCCUCUGCCAUUCAAGAUUUCCAAGAAUUCCCAGUAUACUGCUCAUGGCUUCUCGUACUGCCUUCCUCCCCGUGCUGUUACUCCUAGCGGCUUCGUUACCAGCCAUAGUAAAACCAGCGGAAGCUCAGAUUUCAAUUCCUGGAGUUAACCUUGGAUCUGGCGGGAUUUCGACCACGAAUCCUGGCAGCGUGACUGCCGGCGGCACGCAGAUAUUCUCAAACGGAACUUUCCUCGGUAGCGACGGUCAGCAAAUUACACCGACCGUAAACCCCGACGGAUCUGCGACAGCCGGCGGUGUGACUGUCUACCCUAACGGAACCGUUACGAACUCUGACGGAACCGUCGUUACGCUUCCCGGCGGGGUGACCAUCGGAACUGGCGGGUUGCAGACUCCAGGCGUGACUGUGAACCCUGACGGAACUGUCACCGUGAAUGCACCGAAGCCCGCUGGUUUUCUCGCGUCACCUGUCAGCGCUGCGACUGGUCUCGUCUCCCUGCUCUCCGCUCUGCUCUUCUUCGCAUAGAGAAACAAAGAGCGAGGGAGGGUUUUGGCUACGUUGCAUGCCCUGUAUAUAGACCACAUUAUACGUUGCACAUAUUAGUUACUGUUACUGUGCUGAAUCGAUUCCUACUGACCACUGCUGUUGCAGCUGGGCAGUCCAUUCAUCGGAAAAAACGGGGGUCAGGAAGGUGGGAUUAAACGUAGGUUUUGUUGGAGUGGUUCCGCCACCCACGACGGACUACUCGUGACUUGGGGUGACGAGGAGAGACGUGCGGACUUGGGACGAGAAGGAACUAGGAAAUGGGGAAUAUUGCGUGAGCGUGAAGUGUACGGAAAGGGGAGGAGCUGUAGAGAAGGUUUAGAAAAGAUUGGUGGAAAGUAAGGAGAAUGGUGGUUGAGUGGAAGAAAGGAAUGGAAGUGGC